Panicum virgatum (switchgrass) is the source of this 884-nucleotide messenger RNA. Its product is annotated as 39S ribosomal protein L47, mitochondrial-like. Gene Ontology annotation, biological process: mitochondrial translation. Gene Ontology annotation, cellular component: mitochondrial large ribosomal subunit; mitochondrial ribosome. The record is from RefSeq and is a predicted model, not a curated record. Bases 117 to 557 code for a protein of 146 amino acids. Lineage: Eukaryota; Viridiplantae; Streptophyta; Magnoliopsida; Poales; Poaceae. Gene Ontology annotation, molecular function: structural constituent of ribosome. The transcript is spliced from 5 exons.
UCCCGUCGAACGCUAGAUUUCCAAGCGAAAACCCUCUCCCAUCUAAACCCUCUUCCUCCCUUCCCCACCUCUCCAGCGGAUCACUCGCCGCCGCCGGUGCCGCCGCCGCCGCCGUGAUGCUGUCCCUGUCGAGGGCUCUCGGGAGGCGGCUCUUCUCAUCCGCCGCGGCGGUGUCCGAGUCCGCCGCGGCCGCGUCGACGUCGGCGGUGAGGAAGGCGCAGAACCCUCUCGAGGAGUUCUUCGAGGUUGAGCGGAGCACCGAGGAGGACAAGCCCCGUCCCUACUACGGUCGUAGUUGGAAGGCUUCUGAAUUGCGCCUAAAAUCGUGGGAUGAUCUUCAGAAGCAUUGGUAUGUUCUUAUGAAGGAAAAGAACAUGCUUAUGACUCAGCGACAGAUGCUGCAUGCAGAGAACUUGCAUUUUCCAAAUCCAGAGCGUAUUUCCAAGCUAACUUGGAAAGCACUCUCAACCCCCUGCAGUGUUCUUGUUGAUGCGCCGUGGAUUUCUUCUCAUCACUGUGAAGAAAUCAAUGUGCCGGAUAAAGCAUGUCUUGACUGAGAGGGCCAUAGCUGAGCCAGACCCAAGGAGGUCAGCAGAAAUGAAGCGGAUGAUCAACACCCUCUGAUUCACUCACAUGCUUUCCUGUGGGACUAAGGUUGAAAGGCUAAGUAGCACUUAGAAAGAUUUGCUUCGUUGUGUUGUAUGUUUAUCCUAGAAGACGUGUAAGACCGAUCCUUUUUUAUGUCCGUGGUAUGCCUGCAACACGCCUUGUUGACAUUAACAUCUGGGUUCCAAUAAUUGAGCUUUUAUGUAAUGUGAUAUUGAUACGCAUUUCACAUUUGUGCCUCAUUUUUGCUGUCAAUGUGACUGCUCCCUUGAGCAGCA